Lathyrus oleraceus (garden pea) is the source of this 581-nucleotide messenger RNA. RefSeq lists its product as uncharacterized. The transcript has a single exon. NCBI's taxonomy places the organism in Eukaryota, Viridiplantae, Streptophyta, Magnoliopsida, Fabales, Fabaceae. The annotation marks the transcript as partial. Gene Ontology annotation, cellular component: cytoplasm. Gene Ontology annotation, molecular function: protein binding. The record is from RefSeq and is a predicted model, not a curated record.
UACGCACACAGUCCUGUCCACGUGGCAGUUGCAAACUCCGACCACGCUUUACUCCGCCGUCUCAUUUCCGCCGUCCCCUAUCUUCCCAAACCCGGCGAAGUCACCACCGAGUCUGAAUCUCUCGCCGCCGAGAUUCAAGCCGAUAAAGUAUCAGCCGUCAUAGAUCGCCGUGAUGUCCCCGGUAGGGAAACCCCUCUCCACCUCGCCGUACGUCUUAGGGAUCCAAUCUCCGCCGAGAUUUUAAUGUCUGCCGGCGCCGAUUGGAGUCUUCAGAACGAACAAGGUUGGAGUGCUUUACAAGAAGCGGUGUGUAAUAGAGAGGAAUCAAUUGCUCUUGUUAUUGCGUGUCAUUAUCAGCCUCUUGCUUGGGCUAAAUGGUGCCGUAGAUUGCCUCGGAUUAUCGCUUCUGCUUCUCGGAUUUUACAUCAGACACCCCUAUAUAUUUUACAUCAACUCAGUCCCAUGAUAAUGCAAAUCAAUAUAGUCUCAGUCAUGCAAAAUGUCAUCAAACUAGUCCCUAAAUCAAGGCUCCUCUGCUACAUUCAUUUAUGAUUCUGACAAAGAAGAGUUGAUUUUGGUGA